This is a messenger RNA of Salarias fasciatus (jewelled blenny), 1244 nucleotides long. Its product is annotated as thiamine-triphosphatase-like. Bases 94 to 738 code for a protein of 214 amino acids. The transcript has 4 exons. Gene Ontology annotation, molecular function: magnesium ion binding; thiamine triphosphate phosphatase activity. Gene Ontology annotation, biological process: thiamine metabolic process; dephosphorylation; thiamine diphosphate metabolic process. The record is from RefSeq and is a predicted model, not a curated record. Lineage: Eukaryota; Metazoa; Chordata; Actinopteri; Blenniiformes; Blenniidae.
GUGCGAAAUACACCGUGCUGACGUGUUGUCGCCGCGCGCGCGGACCUCGUUUCGGUGGGGAGCCGUUUGGAUUGAGAGCCGCGACCCGUCAAGAUGAGUGUGGAAGUGGAAAGAAAAUUCCUCUGUAAUGCUGACACUCUGAAAACUCUGGAGGAGAUCGGUGCUGUCUGCGUCGGCCAGCGGCAGUUCCACGACGAGUAUUUCGACACCGCCGAGUUCCACCUCACUCUGAGGGACAUGUGGCUGCGGAAGCGCAAAGGAUGCUGGGAGCUGAAGUGUCCCACGGCGAAGCUCGACGGCUCGGAGGAGCAGCGGGACGCGGCGCUCUGCACACGCUACAAGGAGAUCACCGACCUGCCGGAGAUCCACCUGCGGGUCCGAGAGGCCGUGGGAGACGAGGACACGGAGACGUGUCCCCCGCUGGAGGACGAGUCCUGGCUGAGGAGGUGGAAGCUGGCGUGCUUCGCAGAGUUCACAACGGUGCGCCGGUCGUUCACGCUGCAGGAGGAGGGCGUGCAGGUCGAUCUGGACCAGGCCGACUUCGGGUAUCACGUGGGCGAGAUCGAGGUCCUCGUACCAGAAGGGGGCGACGUGCAGCGAGCGAUGGAGAAGAUCAGCAGGACGGCUCAGCAGCUGGGCCUUUCAGGAGACAAGAGAAUCGAAGGGAAAAUGACUGUUUACCUGAAAACAAAUCGUCCUGAGCACUACGCGAGACUACUGAAGGAACACAUUCUGUAGAGAGAUAUCACGCUCCGUGUCUCAGUCUGUUUGAUUUAAAAUGUUAUUUAUUAGAAAAGCAAACUAAACACUGGACAAAAAGUAAGAAAAUGUGAGUUUCUGUUGGUUAUUUUACUGCUGUAAGGCGACACAGUGGUACAGUGGACAGCACUCAUCGUGAGAAGGUGCACUUUUGGAGUUAGUGUAGAUGGACUGAUGGAUGGAUUUAACUGUGAGUCUUGGGAACAAAUGCACUGCGGUUCAUCCAACGCAUGCACAGUAUUGGCAAACGUGGCAUCAUUUAAAACAGCAGUGUCAAACUCAUCUGAGCCUCUCUCGACCCGACAACGACGUGAAAAAACAUCCUUUUUUGCGUUUUUGUUUCAGAAAAUUUUGGACCCCCCAAAAUGGACCCCCAAAACGCAACAAAGAUUUUGCCUUUUCACUUGAAAACAUUGCAUAAACCCUACCUCGGAUAUUACACUUAAAGUCCUCUCUGUGCAGAGUUUGCAUGUUCUUUCCAUGAG